This is a messenger RNA of Piliocolobus tephrosceles (Ugandan red Colobus), 2714 nucleotides long. It is a transcript of the gene ANKRD34A, whose product is annotated as ankyrin repeat domain 34A. The record is from RefSeq and is a predicted model, not a curated record. Bases 385 to 1875 code for a protein of 496 amino acids. The transcript is spliced from 3 exons. Gene Ontology annotation, molecular function: protein binding. Lineage: Eukaryota; Metazoa; Chordata; Mammalia; Primates; Cercopithecidae.
GAUGAUGGUCCCUGUCUGGGUCGCGGAGGAGUCCCCUAAGGAACACUUAGCUUCUCUCCUCCCGAGCCGGCGCUGUGCCCGGGGCGCUCCGGGAGGAGGGACGAGGAUCCGGCGCUGGGGCGCAGAUACUGACACCAAGGGAAUCCGGGUGCCCCCCCUCCACACCAUGCGGGCCCCCAGGAACCUGGCUCCGCCACCUCGGCUGCCCAGUGGCCACGGCCCCAAUCUUGGCCAGGAGGAGAUUCUGCGGACAUUCAGGGAUCGGCUUCGUCACUGAGACCUCAGGCCUCUGUCAGCUACCCCCCACCCCCCACUCCAUACCCCUAGCCAUCCUCGGCAGGUCUCAGCCCCAGCUCCAUCAGUGCCCUCGCCCCAGCCGCAGCUAUGUUGCACACCGAGGGCCACGCUCUUCUUCGGGCGGUGGGUCAGGGUAAGCUACGCUUGGCCCGUUUGCUUCUGGAGGGAGGCGCCUACGUGAAUGAGGGUGAUGCGCAGGGGGAGACUGCGCUAAUGGCAGCCUGUCGGGCCCGCUACGACGACCCCCAGAACAAGGCACGCAUGGUACGCUACCUCCUGGAGCAAGGCGCGGACCCCAACAUCGCAGACCGCUUAGGGCGCACUGCGCUCAUGCACGCUUGCGCCGGGGGUGGGGGCGCUGCGGUGGCCUCGCUGCUCCUUGCCCACGGCGCAGAUCCCUCAGUCCGAGAUCACGCGGGCGCCUCGGCUCUUGUCCACGCCCUGGACCGCGGGGACCGCGAGACCCUUGCCACACUGCUGGACGCCUGCAAGGCCAAGGGCACGGAGGUCAUCAUCAUCACCACCGAUACCUCGCCCUCGGGCACCAAGAAGACCCGGCAGUAUCUCAAUUCUCCACCAUCCCCAGGGGUGGAGGACCCUGCUCCCGCUCCUCUUAGCCCGGGGAUCUGCACGUCGCCUUCGGAAAUCCAGCUGCAGACCGCAGGAGGAGGAGGGCGUGGGAUGUUAUCCCCUCGCGCCCAGGAAGAAGAGGAGAAGCGGGACGUAUUUGAAUUCCCUCUUCCUAAGCCCCCCGAUGACCCAUCCCCUUCCGAGCCGCUCCCUAAACCACCACGCCAUCCCCCCAAACCACUCAAAAGGCUCAACUCCGAGCCCUGGGGCCUAGUGGCCCCUCCUCAACCAGUCCCACCCACCGAAGGAAGACCGGGGAUCGAGCGCUUGACUGCCGAAUUCAAUGGCCUGACCCUGACCGGUCGACCCCGUCUUUCCCGACGUCACAGCACCGAAGGCCCAGAGGACCCGCCCCCAUGGGCGGAGAAAGUGACUAGCGGGGGUCCUCUCUCUCGCCGAAACACAGCCCCAGAAGCUCAGGAGUCUGGUCCCCCUUCAGGGCUGAGGCAGAAACUGAGCCGCAUGGAGCCAGUGGAGCUCGACACUCCCGGACACCUUUGCCCUGACUCGCCUGAGUCCAGUCGCCUGUCCCUGGAGCGCCGCCGAUACAGCGCCUCCCCGUUGACCCUCCCUCCAGCCGGCUCAGCUCCCUCUCCGCGCCAGUCCCAGGAGAGUCUGCCAGGGGCAGUAUCUCCGCUAAGCGGACGGAGGCGGAGUCCGGGGCUGCUGGAGCGGAGGGGCUCAGGGACGUUGCUCCUGGACCACAUCUCGCAAACGCGGCCGGGUUUCCUGCCCCCUCUCAACGUCAGUCCCCACCCUCCCAUCCCUGACAUUCGCCCUCAACCCGGAGGUCGGGCGCCUUCGUUGCCUGCCCCUCCUUAUGCCGGGGCGCCAGGCUCCCCCAGGACCAAGCGCAAAUUGGUGAGACGCCACUCCAUGCAGACUGAGCAGAUCCGCCUGCUAGGGGGCUUCCAGAGUCUAGGUGGCCCUGGGGAGCCAGGGCGCUGAGAGAAGUGAGAGGAGCCAAGGAAGGUGGGGAUUAGGACCUUAAUGGAAUAGGUGGGAGAACCAGCUCACACACACACCACGAACAUAGGGAUCUCUUGCAUGUGCUCAUGGGUGCACAGUGCACCCACACAUGGUUAAACAUGUGUCCAUAAGCACAGUACUCUUAUUAGCAAGAAAGAAUAAGUACUCUAUUUACUGGGUAUAUAGACACAUGUAUUCAUGCCCUGGUCAUUUCACAUGCAUAUGGGAUUACUUGUGUACCUGCGGGCACAGCACAUCAAUAAACAGAUAGGGCUAGGGUCCCAAACUCUCUUGCAUUUGUUCAGAAGCAGAAGCAGUAGGGAACCUUUACUUACGGGCAGUCUCCCAUGUCUUUGCCCUCCUGCAGAAGCAAUCCCUCGCUUUCCAUGUAUGCCCUGCAACACAGCCUAUCAUGAUUUUGCAUACUCUGCUCUCUACAUGAACAUCCCAGCCCAUUCUCCAGGUCUUGCUUCUUUCUCCAGGCCUGGCUCCUUAUUCACACCCCGCUUCCAACCCCAACCACUUUUCAGGAUGUCUUUUUCACUCUUCUUGGGGGUUCCUGGAGCAACCCCCAGCCUAUGUUCUGCUGCUGUCUUUACUGCUCUCAACUUCACUUCUCAACUUCCUGCUUUUUAUUCCCACCCUGUUCCUCCAACAACUACAACAGAUUGUCUCAUUUUCCCAGGGGGUGGGUCAUGGGCUCUAAACUGCUCUUCUGUCUGUCUGAGCUUAUGAACACCCCCACGGGUAGAGGUGGGGAGAAACCCUAAACCACUCCUCUCUCCACUUGACAUAUCAAAUAAAUGUGUUCAGAAGUC